ACAGUCUCACUUGUCUUCCUCCAGUCUUCAUCAGUGCACCUGCGUCACGGUGUGUUUCGUCUACGGUGACCCGCAACGCGGACGAACGCGCUCACCUUUUAGCGACCCUGCUCCGAACCGACUUGGACAACAAUGCACCAGCGCCCCGUCCUCUUUGCCGGAUAAGGACCGCGUUGGAAGGGAGCACGGACGGACGGACGCACGGAGGGAGGAAGCAAAGCUGCAGCUGGUGGUGAUUAGUCGGCCGGGGCGAGGAACCGAGCACCACUGGAGCAACGAGCGGCCCCGGAAGGUGUGCGACGGGAAUACGCCCCCGAAUGUAAUUUGUCUGUGAUGAGCAUCGCCGUCAUCCAGCAGAGACUGAAGGCCUGCUGUUGAUAUUCCUUCUGAGAGGACGAGGAAGUGAUGUCACGCCACCACCACCGCUUCGAACGGGACUACCGAGCACCGUGGGAGCGGCGCGACAUCCGCCUGUCGGGCCUCCACAAUGGGGGAGCCAAUCAGAGUUGUGCCUCUGCCGUCGUCAACGGCAACAACCGCCCGGGGCUCCUUCCCCUCCCCAUCAUUCCCUCACUGCUCCCCACGCCAACCGCCGUCGUCGUGACGACAGCGGGCGGCGAGGUGGCGGCCAAGCGAGGCAUCGCAGCGGCGGGCUCGGUCACCUCAGCAUCGACCAAGGUGUCUCCUGGGGACAACCAAAGCUCCGGCCUGUUGCUCGCUCCAGGCGUGAGGUGGGGACAGACGCCCAUCAAUCAGCUCACCCCCUGGGACACGGACGAGCCACCCAGCAAGCUGCAUCGAGAUGGCGAGGCUACGGUUCCCGCCUGGGUGGCGCCGGUCACCACCGUCAGCCAGCCCAGCCUCCUGCCUCACACCUACGCCCUCCCGCAUCCGCCCUCCUACAACCACAGCGUGACGGCGCAGUCGCCCCACCCGGGCCUCAUCCAGCUCAGCAAUGGACAGGGGGCCGCCGCCCAUGUUCCGGUCGCCGCGAACGCCCCUCCGGCCGCCAGCGACAAUCAAGAGGGUCCGAACGGGCUGCAGAUGCUACGGACUGUCGGCAUGGGGAAGUACGAGUUCAGCGAUCCGGGACAUCCCAAAGAGAUGUUGAAGGAGCUCAACCAGCAGCGGCGAGCGAAAGAGUUUACAGACCUGAAAAUAAUUGUUGAAGGCAAAGAGUUUGAAGUCCACCAAAAUGUUCUAGCUUCCUGCAGCUUGUAUUUCAAGGACCUGGUCAAAAGGUCGUUGGGGGAGACGCGCAAUGGCGAGAUGCUGAAGCUGAGCAUGAGCAACAUCGGCGCCGAAGUUCUGGAGCAGCUGCUGGAGUUUGUCUACACGGGCUCGCUGGUCAUCGAUUCGGCCAACGCCAAGACGCUCUUGGAAGCCGCCAAUAAGUUCCAGUUCAACACCUUCUGCAAAGUUUGCGUCUCUUUCCUAGAGAAACAGCUGACGGCGGCAAACUGCCUGGGAGUGCUGGCAAUGGCCGAGGCGAUGACUUGCACAGAGCUGCACAACAUGGCCAAAGCCUUUGCGCUGCAGAACUUCCCAGAGGUGGCGGGACAGGAGGAGAUCCUGAGCGUGUCCAAGGAGGACCUGGUGGCCUACCUGUCCAACGAUAGCCUCAACACCAAAGCCGAGGAAUUGGUGUACGAGACGGUAAUCAAAUGGAUCAAACGCGACUCCGCCUCCAGAGUUCAGCACCUCUCCGAUCUGCUGGCGUCGGUGCGACUGCCCUUCAUCCACCCGUCCUACCUGCUCAACGUGGUCGACAACGAGGAGCUGAUCAAGUCGUCGGAGGCGUGCCGCGACCUCGUCAACGAGGCCAAGCGCUACCACAUGCUGCCGCACGCGCGCCAGGAGAUGCAGACGCCACGCACCAGACCGAGGCUCUCUGCAGGCGUGGCGGAGGUGAUCGUCCUGGUGGGGGGGCGCCAAGCCAUCGGGAUGAACCAGCGCUGCUUGACGGCGGUCACCUGCUUCAACCCGCAGAACAGCAAGUGGUACCCGCUGGCCAGCCUUCCUUUCUACGACCGCGAGUUCUUCAGCGUCAUCUCGGCCGGCGACAACAUCUACCUAUCCGGAGGCACAGAGUCAGGGGUGAUGCUGUCUGACGUAUGGUGCUACAUGUCCCUGCUGGACAACUGGAACUUGGUGUCGCGCAUGACGGUGGCCCGCUGCCGACACAACAGCCUGGUCUAUGACGGCAAACUCUACGCCAUCGGAGGCCUGGGCAUCUCUGGGAAUUUGGACCACGUGGAGAGGUACGACACCAUCACCAACCAGUGGGAGACGGUGGCGCCGUUACCCAAGCCGGUGCACUCGGCGGCGGCCACGGUGUGCGGCGGAAAAGUGUACGUUUUUGGCGGCGUCAAUGAGGCGGGACGAUCGGCCGGCGUGCUCCAGUCCUACGUGCCGCAGAGCGACGCCUGGAGCUUCAUCGAGUCGCCCAUGAUCGACAACAAGUACGCUCCGGCGGUGAGUCUGGGCGGCCUGGUGUACAUUCUGGGCGGAGCUUACGCGCGAGCCACCACCAUCUACGACCCAGACAAAGGCAACAUCAAGGCUGGGCCCAACAUGAAUCACUCCAGACAGUUCUGCAGCGCCGUGAUCCUGGACGGUAAGAUCUAUGCCACAGGUGGCAUCGUGAGCAGUGAGGGUCCGGCGCUGGGCAACAUGGAAACGUUCGAACCCUGCGGCAACAUGUGGACGCUGCUGCAGUCGCUACCCUGCCCGCUCUUCAGACACGGCUGCGUGGUCAUCAAGAAGUACAUUCAGAGUGGAUGAGGCCGGGCGGACUCCAAUUCACCACUUACGCAGUGCCAAAAAAUACCCACCAGCCGGGACUCCGCUCACCCCAGCAUGGGAUCCUUUGGAACCGGCCACUCCUUCCCUGUGCAGAAUGUACUUCAUGCGCAACCGCUCAACCAUGAGGUUGUCGGUCUUCCCAUCAAUACGUGCAGGAAUUCUCCUCGUAAACUUCUGAAGUUUUGUCCAGUCAUUUUUAUUUAUUUUCUACACUCGCGAUCUCUUCAGGAUGAGAGCCACUGGACUUCCAAAGAGCAGAUCCAUGAGGACUAAUGUGGUGGUCAUCCUGAAUAUUUCUUCCCAACUACCCGCUGAGGAAAAAAAGCACAAUAACCACCCAUGCUUUUGUCAUAUUGUUUUUCUUGUUGGUUUUUCUAUACAUGUGGUCUUGUUUUUAAGCCACCUGUUCAGUAUAGGCGAGCUUCUGUAAAUACCAGCAAGGAUAAAUAUGUAUAUUUUACAACCACACGGCAAUUGUGUAUAACUGUUUUUAGGAAAUUAAAGGAUAAACAAAAUGUUAGGACGAAUUAAAAAAAAAAAAGUGGUACGUCUGUAAAUCUGUAUUCAGAAAUUAACACUUGUUAUUACGGAAACCUAAUACAUAUACCCCCAAAAUAUGAA
Molecule: messenger RNA, 3426 nt
Organism: Hippocampus comes (tiger tail seahorse)
Lineage: Eukaryota; Metazoa; Chordata; Actinopteri; Syngnathiformes; Syngnathidae
Gene: klhl29
Product: kelch like family member 29
Molecular function (GO): protein binding
Source: RefSeq, a predicted model, not a curated record